CUAGUAAAAAUUAAAAUAAUUUAGUUUUUAAGAAAAACGUUGAUUGCGCAAAAAUGAGAACGUAGUUUUUUCCUUUCCAUAUUGACUUAUUUCUCUGUUUAGAUAGGGCAAUGGUAUCAGAAAGUGUUUUCGUAUUUGAAACAAUUCCCUCGUUAUCUGAUUCCACCGUAUUUUGAUGCAAUUAUCAGUGGUACAUACACGGUUUUGAUCCAACAUGCUUGGAAGUUGAUGACACCAUUCAUUCAAGAAGGAUCAUCAUUUAUACGAGCACUAGCUAUGGGCUCUGUUCAGCUCUGUGGCCAUGUGAGAAAUGCUCGUUUGCCAUUACUAUCGCCGAAUCUGACAGAACCCAAACCAUCCGUUGAAUUUGAUGAACAAUUAAAGAUUAAAUUUCAUCCACAAUGUCCGUCCUUAUCAUCGGGUUUACCUAAUUUUACGUAUGUAGAACGACGAGACAGUCUUGAGACAAUAUAA
This is a messenger RNA of Didymodactylos carnosus, 474 nucleotides long. The record is from the annotation of a GenBank genome assembly. Lineage: Eukaryota; Metazoa; Rotifera; Eurotatoria; Philodinida; Philodinidae.